Acomys russatus (golden spiny mouse) is the source of this 1271-nucleotide messenger RNA. RefSeq names its product proteasome 26S subunit, non-ATPase 9 (gene Psmd9). The coding region runs from base 136 to 804 and encodes 222 amino acids. Gene Ontology annotation, biological process: proteasome regulatory particle assembly. Gene Ontology annotation, molecular function: protein binding. Gene Ontology annotation, cellular component: cytoplasm; nucleus. The record is from RefSeq and is a predicted model, not a curated record. The transcript is spliced from 6 exons. Lineage: Eukaryota; Metazoa; Chordata; Mammalia; Rodentia; Muridae.
CCACCCUUUACUGGCCCUCGUGCUCGUAAUUUGUCUAGGAUAUUUUGGCCCUCAGGAGGACCCGUAGCCACACAGUCUCCGCAGGCGUCCGUAGCCGGGAAACCCGGCGUCUAGAGCAUCCGCCUGAGAUCCGCGAUGUCGGGUGAGGAAGCCCGGCACAGGGCAGAGUCCUCCGAGGCCCGUGCGGCCGCGGUCAGCGACAUUCAGGAACUGAUGCGACGCAAGGAAGAGAUCGAGGCGCAGAUUAAGGCUAAUUAUGACGUCCUGGAGAGCCAAAAAGGAAUUGGCAUGAACGAGCCGCUGGUGGACUGUGAGGGCUAUCCCCGGGCAGAUGUGGACUUGUACCAGGUCCGAACGGCAAGGCACAACAUCAUCUGUCUCCAGAACGAUCACAAGGCAGUGAUGAAGCAGGUGGAGGAGGCCCUGCACCAGCUACAUGCGCGGGACAAGGAGAAGCAGGCCCGGGACAUGGCUGAAGCCCAAGAAGAGGCCGUGAGCCGCAGACUGGGCUCCAGCAGCCCCGUCCUACCUCAGGCCUUCGCCAAAGUGAACAGCAUCAGCCCUGGCUCCCCAGCCAGUAUUGCGGGCCUGCAAGUGGACGAUGAAAUUGUGGAGUUUGGCUCUGUGAACACUCAGAACUUCCAGUCUCUGCAGAAUGUCGGCAGCGUGGUCCAGCAUAGUGAGGGGAAGCCGCUGAAUGUGACAGUGAUCCGCAGAGGGGAGAAACACCAGCUCAGGCUGACUCCAACACGCUGGGCAGGAAAAGGACUGCUGGGCUGCAACAUUCUUCCUGUUCAGAGAUGACUGUGCCCAGGACCUGCAGGAAGGCUCCUCAGGCGGGCCCUGCCCGUGGGCCUGGGAGGGAUUUCCUCGUUCUCUUUGCUCCCUGACGUGUAAGGACCUGAAGAGAGUGGGUGAAACCUGAUCAACAAAGUGGAAGAGAUGUGUGCUGCUGGUGUAAUCUCUCUGCAUUGAGGCAUUAUUAAAAAUGUGAUUUGUGCCUAGCUAUGUCUUGUGCAAAUUAGGCCAUGGCCCUGUCCGGGAAUUCUCUAAAUUAUGAGCCAGUGAGUGGGAAUGGCUGGCAGGCAAUGAUGUGAUGACGUUAUUUUCUGUUUUUGAGCCAGGGUCUCAGUGUACCUCUGGCUAUCCUGGAACUCACUGUGUAGAGCAGUCUGGCCUUGAGCUGACAGAGAGCCUCCUGCCUCUGCCUCAGGAGCGAUGAGAUUAGGGGCAUUCACUACCAUGCCUGGCUAGACUUUAGGGAAUAUUCG